AUGGCAAAGCAAAGAGAACUUGAUAUCUGUGUCGAUCAGUCGUGCUUGCAUCCCGGUGGUAAUUAUACCAUCUACAGAGUUGUUAUUCAACGCUUUUGGGGCUGUGAUAAGGAAGAAAAAAUACUGUAUAAACGCUUCAGUGACUUUCUCAGACUACAUCGGCAGCUCUCCAAAGUUUAUGAAGCUUUGAACUGCAGCACACCUUUCCCCGACUUAUCAAAGAAGACGUAUUUUAAUCGUUUCCAGUCCUCUGUGAUUGAGGCUCGGCUUAGAGCCCUCGACGAUUUUGUUAAAUUUAUCGCUUCCAACGAAUAUUUAUACUGCCACACAUAUUUUACUCGUUUCGUAACUGGUGGUUUUCCGAACCGCCUUCCAUCGCACAACAGCAUCGAUAAAAACCGCUUUUCUAGUUGUCCGACUCCUCCCUCUUCACUCAGCACACCAACAACGGUCGUGCCGCCAAUUCAAGCACCACCGUCUGCUCCAUCUGAAAUUGACGCUAAUACAUUACUUACGCCAAAGCACUUUGAGGUUUUGUGCCACCCUGAAUCCCCCCUAUCGAGCAGUACAGACAGUGAAUUGGAAGGGGACUUCUUACCCUUAGUUUGGGAGUCCAUCAGUUCAGUAAAUCCCAAAAUUCUCGCUGACAUUCAAGCGGCAAAGAGGUUUUCUCGUGAGGGUUACUGGAAAGAUGCAUUUCGGUGCUACAAAGUAGCUGCUUCUAAUCUCUUAAAAGAACUGAAAUCAGACUUCGAUAGGAAAGAUGAAUAUCGCUGCUUGCUUUCUGCGUGCCUAUCGAAGGCCGAGUUUAUUCACAGGGAGCAUAUUUUACACACAAGUCUUUGCAAGAAAAGGAAGGGGGAAGAGCAUAAUCGUCCCGCCUGGUUGGAGUCACCAAAGCUUGCAUCACUGUGCCGGGAUGCUGCCUUGUUAAACUUAUUUGGCUCCGCGGAGGAGCUCACUGAACUAAGAGUCUGUCGGAUUGAGGGAGAGGAUCUUGUCGUUUAUAACCGCUUGGACAGCUCGGUGAAGUAUACACUAAAAUCGCGCAGUCUUUCUUCAAAGAUCCAAAAUCUAGCCUCCAGCAUGUCAACGAUCACCUCUGCGGGCUUGAAAACGUCGCCUCGAGCCGAACGCAUUCUCCCUGUGGGCCGCAUCGCCUUUAUGAGUCGUCUGCAUCGCUUGGUAGAGACUGCUGACCACAGUCGUCUCUUUUUAUUAGUGGAGAGAACGAGGGGCGAGCUGCGAUUGGUAGACUGGCUUGCGGCCUACCUCCAACGUCGCAUUUCGGCCCUCCUCUCCACGGAGUCCGGUGACAGCAAGCAGUGUGGACGUGGGGACACGACUGCGGCUUUAAAACACCUCGUCUGGUGCAAGAAGCGGUCGGUGCGGAUUCGGGAAGUGGUUGAUCGGUGUCUAAAAAAGAAGGGGGAGAGAAGGGAAGAGGGAAAGAGUGUCGACAGCUGCGAUGUUCCAAAGGGAUUCACCGGUGCUAUCAUUCAAAAUUGUACUAUCUACUGUCCACCCCACAUAUUUGAGUCCAUCAUCACUUCAAUCCGAGAAAACCAUGCUUUGCGCGCUGCAGACGUGGUUGCUUCCUUGCUAGAGGCUCGACAGUUGCACCUGAAAGGAGAUUUCUGUUCAAACUCUCCUUUUGCUGACUUUCUCCCACCCUCUGCCAAGGAGCAUAUUUCUCCGGAUCUCAGUGGCCCUUUAUCCCCACUCCUCACUCCUGCGGUUAUUUUGAACAGAUACCCACCAUGGCCGUUGCCUCCACCCCGUCGAAGUCAUUCCGUGAAUGACCGUCUUCCUUUUUUGCGAGAACCAUGGCUUUCUUCAGACGAGGAUAUUUAUAACCACCGCUCGAAUUGCCAUGAAAUACCUCUCCUGCCUGAGCGCAGGUCCAUCCUCUGGGCCGCUGAAUUGGUUUCUGUUGUGUCAUGGCUCCACGCACGUCAAAUCGUCCUGAGCCAUUUAGAUCGAUCGCGUGUCUAUCUCACACAAAGCGGACAUAUAGAAAUAGACUACUUCUUUCGAUGGGACACAACGAAUGCCGGUUGGGUGAGUCAGUUAAACAAAGAGCAAGGCGGUGUCUACGUUUGUGCUCCGGAGUUGCUGGUCGGACGUUUGGCAUCCUCCUUUCUCUGCGGAAGUACGUGGGAGAAAAGGGCAGUCUGCGAUUGGUGGUCUGUUGGGGUGAUUCUAUACGAGGUUUUCACUGGCCUUCGACUCCAUGAAACUCAUCCCAGGGGUAUCAUGGCUUCCACACCUCUGAAGCUUCCACCAACACUGUCUUUAGAGGUCGUUGACUUCCUAACCUUUCUGUUGAAGCUGAAUCCAAACGAGCGGCUUUCAGACUCAACUGUGAAGCGCCACCCAAUCUUCGGGUCAAUUGAUUGGUCUCAUAUUGACGACAAUGGUUUGCACUGA
Messenger RNA from Echinococcus granulosus, 2430 nucleotides. Its product is annotated as Ribosomal protein S6 kinase delta-1. The transcript is spliced from 11 exons. The record is from RefSeq and is a predicted model, not a curated record. Lineage: Eukaryota; Metazoa; Platyhelminthes; Cestoda; Cyclophyllidea; Taeniidae. The coding region runs from base 1 to 2430 and encodes 809 amino acids. Gene Ontology annotation, biological process: protein phosphorylation. Gene Ontology annotation, molecular function: ATP binding; phosphatidylinositol binding; protein kinase activity.